This is a messenger RNA of Haemonchus placei, 744 nucleotides long. The record is from the annotation of a GenBank genome assembly. NCBI's taxonomy places the organism in Eukaryota, Metazoa, Nematoda, Chromadorea, Rhabditida, Trichostrongylidae.
AUGGUGGAAGUGUGGGAGGAAUGUGGUCUUCAGUUGAAAGCUGCAUACGGAUUUGCACUCACUGCCUUUUUCAGAUGUCAAUCAUGGCUCCAGCUUCGCAGGCGCUUAUUUCUCAUUGAAAAACUCCGUGACGCCGCAACGGUGGGAUUGGUGGUAGGCAGUGUUGCUGUUCAAGGACAUGCAAAGGCAGUGAAACGAAUGCGCAAUAUGUGCAAAGCUUCCGGCAAAAAGCUCUAUGUGAUCUCCGUGGGAAAGGUGAACGUUCCAAAACUGUCAAAUUUCGCUGAAGUCGAUGUUUUUGUGCUUCUGUCGUGCCCCUUCGGGAUAAUAUUUGAUUCAUCUUCGUUCCUUCAACCAGUGUUGUCGAUGUUCGAAGCAGAAAUAGCCUUGAAUCCGUCUAAAACGUGGUUUGCUGAUGGCGGAUGGUGUGCGGAUCUCACGCAAUUUGUCAACGAUAGUGUGGGAAUCAUCGAAGACGAAGGAGCUGAUGUAGGUCUCGUGACUGGAAGGGUUAGAAGAUUAAAAUUGUCUGUGGAUGGAAAGACAGCCGAAGCUGGACAGGUUCUUCCAUACAAUCCAGGCGAAUACUUCAAAAAUAGUAGUUGGCGAGGUCUCGAUGACAGCGUUCGUCUGGAAGAGUCAACAGAUAUACAAAACGGUCGACUAGGAAUCGCGCUGGAAUAUGAUACGGAGCUGGCUAGCAGAACUAAAAGACAUGGUAGAAAGGAGGGGAACUACAAAUGA